This is a messenger RNA of Perca fluviatilis (European perch), 1228 nucleotides long. RefSeq names its product butyrophilin-like protein 2. The transcript has 3 exons. Lineage: Eukaryota; Metazoa; Chordata; Actinopteri; Perciformes; Percidae. The record is from RefSeq and is a predicted model, not a curated record. Bases 259 to 837 code for a protein of 192 amino acids.
ACAACAUACGGAAACCAGUUAGUUCAGAAACCAGUAGGGCUAGAACACCGGAAAAGGGCUUCUAAUAGCCUUCACUGGUCUCCGUCCAGACCAACCGGAUCUAUUGGUCCAUUAUAUAUAUAUAUAUAUAUAUGUAUGUCAAUGGCUCCAUGUUGUCUUAAUGCGCUUUUGAGCACUCUCAUCGGAACGUACGGGGCUUUCCGCCGAACACUGUAUCCAGUUCUCUAAAUACAUCCAUGGUUUCAACCUGGUAUCAACAUGUCUGGCGCUGUCCUGUGUUUCCUGCUCCUCCUGCAGCUCUCUGCCUCUGCAAACCCAGAGGAGUUAACGGUGAAGCCCGAGCAGGACGUUACUCUCGUGUGUCGGGCUCUCUCAGACGUCCCCGUCAUUCUGCUGGAGUGGAACAGACGAGACCUGAAGGACGACGGCUACGUCUUCUUCUACAGGAACCAGCGUGCGUACGAGAACUACCAGCACCCACGUUACCGGGGCCGGGUGGAGCUGAGAGACCCGGAGGUGAGGCACGGAGACGUCUCCGUUGUUCUGAAGGACGUCAGCGUCAACGACACCGGGACGUACGACUGUCGAGUUAUAAUCGACGGGGGCCACGAGAGAAGGCAGCUCAUCAGCCUGACCGUAGCUGACUCCGAUCCCCCAGCUGGACAGGAGGGCAGAAAUCAUGGACUCGUGGUCGGUCUGUCAGUUGCUGCUGGCAUUCUUGUUAUUCUUCUUCUUAUUUCUGUCUCUGUGUAUUAUAUCAUGUAUAAACGGCGUAACGGUCCCAGAGAGAAUCCUUCAUACAAAGCUCCGGCUGCUGAAAGCACCGAGGUGACCUGAGUGCCUGAGUCCUCCGGCUGAAAGAAUCAACCGUUUAGAAAAGACAAAUCUGUUCAAGAACAGUUAAGCUCGUAGAAAUGAUAACACAGUCGUUAACGCGCCCAUAUCAGUUAACACGCUCAUAUCAGCCGUUUGUGAUUUUCUUAAUAUCCCAUCACACCCUUUGACUUCUCAAGCUUCAGCCUCUGAAAACUGGAAUGUGUUCUACUAUCUGCAAUGAUAGCUCACUAAUGGCGCUUUUCCAUUACCAGUACCUACUCGCCUCGCCUCGACUCGCCUUUUUUGGUUUUCCAUUACGAAAAAAAGUACCUGGUACCUGCUAACAGGUACCUUUUUUAGCACCUCCUCAGUCGAGGUUCCAAGCGAGCUGAGGCGAGCCGAGAAGGUGACG